AUGCUACCCUUGCGUCCGUCGGCCACCAUCUUCAGCCGUGCUUUCUCAUCAGUUCGGCACAAAUCUACCCAGGCUCCGCUCCUCAUUACUCCAAAAGAGCUUCAAGCCCUCAAAUCGUCUUCCGAUGUUUGCAUUCUGGACGCCAGUUGGCACAUGCCCAAUUCACCGAGAAAAGCUCACGACGAGUUCCUGACUAGGCGCAUUCCUGGCGCGCACUAUUUCAGCCUCGACGAAGUUGCGAGUCUCAAUGAGCUUGGGCUGAUGCAUAUGAUGCCGAGUGGACAGAUCUUUGCCAAAGCCUUGGAGAGGCUCGGUAUCAGCCCCUCAUCCUACGUCGUCAUCUACGACUCCCUCGGAAUAUUCUCCGCCCCCCGCGCUCUCUUCACUUUCAAGGCCCUUGGACAUGACAACUCUAGCGUUCUCGAUGGUGGUCUUCCUAGGUGGGAGGCAGAUGGACUGAAAAUCGAAAGCGGGACGCUAGCCGAGGUGGACAAGGCCUCUUAUUCCCCUCCUCCACUUAAUCACAGCGUCAUCAGAAGCUACGAGCAAAUGGUAGCAAACUCCUCUGUCAAAAUAUCCGACCCCGUUGCCGAACUCGUUCUUGACGCGCGUGCUCGCGGACGAUAUCUGGGUACCGACCCUGAACCAAGAGCUGGCCUUUCCUCUGGCCACAUCCCACAUUCAUUUUCGCUACCCUUCAACCACUUCUUACGCACUCACACGGUCCCCGGUUCUAGUGCUUCUUACACGACCUACCUCUCCCCUCAUGAGCUUCGUCAGAAGCUUGUUGACAGUGUUGGAGAAGCGAAUGCCCAAGCGAUCAUUGAAGGCAAGAGGAAUGUGAUCACAACUUGCGGGAGCGGCAUGACAGCAGGCAUCAUAUGGCUUGGGCUCAAAUUAAUCAAUGAAUUCUCGAGUGUCUCUCUUUAUGAUGAGUCUUGGACAGGGUAUGCGUCCAGGAAGGAGAGUAAGAUAGACAAGAGUGAUGUGUAACCUGGAUACCUCUAUAGGACCGCAAUCGUUAUGCU
Heterobasidion irregulare TC 32-1 is the source of this 1028-nucleotide messenger RNA. RefSeq lists its product as uncharacterized. Bases 1 to 993 code for a protein of 330 amino acids. The record is from RefSeq and is a predicted model, not a curated record. Lineage: Eukaryota; Fungi; Basidiomycota; Agaricomycetes; Russulales; Bondarzewiaceae. The transcript is spliced from 6 exons. Gene Ontology annotation, molecular function: thiosulfate-cyanide sulfurtransferase activity. Gene Ontology annotation, cellular component: mitochondrion. Gene Ontology annotation, biological process: transsulfuration.